UUUAUAUUCAAAUUACAAUUUCCGGACAUGAAACUGCAAUCACACAACCACUUGAAACUCACCACCCUCCUGCUAAAUUACGCCGAGCACUUCCAGACGAAGCAGCUCCUCCAAAUCCAAGCCCAGCUCAUCACUAACCCACCACUUUCUCUCCACCCAAAUCUCAUCGCCGUCAAGCUCAUCGGCGCGUGUGCCGCCAAUGCCAACCUGUACCACGCCCAGCUCAUCUUCGCCCAACUCCCAAACCCCAACGUCUUCUCUUGGAACGCCAUCAUCAAAGCCCACAUCAAUUGUGGAGCAUGGGAACACGCGCUCAACUGUUUUAACCGCCAACUCUCACUCCCCAGCGCGCCAAACCCAAAUGAAUAUAUAUACACCUCGCUCAUCAAGGCCUGCGCUGGCCUUGAGGCCAUAGCCGAUGGCCUCAAGGUCCAUGCUGUUGUGAUCAAAUCUGGGCUUGAUAACAACAUCCACCUGGGAACUUCUUUAGUUGACAUGUACUUCAAGUUCCGAGAACCCGCUAGUGCAGGCCAGGUGUUUGAUGAAAUGCCUCUGAGAGACGUGGUUUCUUGGAACACAAUGGUAUCUGGGUACUGCCUGUGUGGUGAUUUAGAGUCGGCAAGGCGGGUUUUUGAUCAAAUGCUUGAGAGGGAUGUGAUUUCUUGGAAUGCCAUGAUUGGCGGGUACGUUCAGAAUGGGAAGUAUUCGGAUGCGAUAGAGGUUUUUCAUGAAAUGCAGAAGGUGGGUGGUGUGGUGCCUGAUGAUGUUACUCUUGUGAGCGUGUUGUCGGCUUGUGCGCAUGUCGGCGCACUUGAUUUUGGGAGGUGGAUCGAUCGGUUUGUUGGCUGGAGAGGGAGGGGAUUGAAUCUUUAUUUAGGGAAUGCAUUGAUUGAUAUGUAUGCGAAGUGUGGAACCAUGGAAGAGGCUAGGAGGAUCUUUGAUGGUAUGCGGGAGAGAGAUGUGAUAUCAUGGAGUACUAUGAUUUGUGGUUCGGGCACCCAUGGUGAUGCUGAUGAAGCAUUUGGGUAUUACUCUAAAAUGCUUGAAUGUGGAGUGAAGCCGAAUGAGGUCACUUUCAUGGGAUUGUUAUCAGCAUGCAGUCAUGCAGGUUUGGUUGAUAAGGGGAUUGAGCUUUUCAGUAGGAUGAUCCAGGAAUAUAGAAUUGUGCCCAAGGUUGGGCACUAUGGGUGUGUGAUUGAUCUCCUUAGCCGUGCUGGUCGCCUGGAUGAAGCAGAGGAUUUGAUCAAUUCGAUGCCAAUAGAACCCAAUGUUAUAGUUUGGGGAGCAUUGUUAGGUGGUUGUCGAAUUCACAAAGAUUUCAGGCGUGGGGAACGUGUUGCGCAGCAUCUUCUUGAACUAGAUUCUGAAUACACAGGAAGCUAUGUUUAUAUAGCAGGAGCUAAGGCUUCAGUAGGUAGGGUGGAUGAUGCAGCAAAUUGUUGGCUGAGAAUGCAGCAUAAAGGGAUAAUAAAAGAUCCUGGUUGCAGUAAGAUAGAGGUUCAUAAUACUGUUCAUGAGUUCAAAGAAUGUGAUAACACCUCUAGUGGAAAGGAUAUUCGGCUAUUUUAAUAAACGAUGUUGAAUCAUGAAAAAAAGAGAGAGAUACAUGCUCAAUGCAUUGAUGAACUCCAACAAUAGAGUAGUGGCACAAGGAGCAGGAGCCAUGAAUUGCUUGACGAGAAUAUCGUGGACCUGGGUCUUUGUCUUUUGUUGCCAGUACUCUCUGCAUAUCUCUACUCAUCUACACAAGACUACAAGAGAAUCAGGUGCUUCCCUGAAGGCAUUGAUGUCUAUUUUGAUAAUGUUGGGGGGAAGAUGCUUGAUGCAGUGAUCAUCAACAUGAGAACCUGUGGUUUUAUUGCCACAUGUGGGAUGGUUUCACUAUUCAACCUUGAGCAGCCUGAACAUUUCUAAGCAAGUCUGCGAGGAUUCCAGUCUAAUGAAGACUAUCACGCUUCUAUCCCGAGUUGCUGAACGCCUUAAUGCCUUACAUCAGAGAGGGGAAGAUAGCACAUGUGGAAGAUAUAGCUGGAGGCCUUGAGAGCAGCCCUGCAGCUCUGGUAGGACUGUUUAGUAGCUGUGGAAAACAAGUAGUUGUAGUUGAUCAUGAAUGAUCUGUCUUCAUCCUCAUCCCCUAUUUGAAUGAAGGCAUGACAGGCAUUGUCUAGUAAGGGCUUAAAGCUUUUCCUAUGAACCCCAAAAGAGUCUAUGAAGAAGUUUUCAAACCUUUAAGCAAGAAGGGAAGUGUUUUCAAAUAUACCUAGUACUGGAGGAAAUUUACAUCAAAUCAAUGAAGUUGUACUAAGACACAGUGACAGUGAUUUAGUGAGUUUUAGUAAUUAUCAUCUUCCACAUGAUUGCCAUCAGCAGUUAAGUUUGAGGUUCAACUUCAA
Messenger RNA from Vitis vinifera (wine grape), 2393 nucleotides. Its product is annotated as pentatricopeptide repeat-containing protein ELI1, chloroplastic. The coding region runs from base 28 to 1569 and encodes 513 amino acids. The transcript is spliced from 2 exons. Gene Ontology annotation, molecular function: RNA binding; protein binding. Gene Ontology annotation, biological process: RNA modification. NCBI's taxonomy places the organism in Eukaryota, Viridiplantae, Streptophyta, Magnoliopsida, Vitales, Vitaceae. The record is from RefSeq and is a predicted model, not a curated record.